AUGGCUGCACCAGGCCCACCGCCCGGCCUCUCACCGCCUCACCCCUCCUCCUCUCCUCCUCUCCCACCCCACUUCUUACCCGGUCGCCUCACACGCGGAACGGGACCCCGGUAUGCACGCUCCUUCCUCCUCAAGCUGGCCGGCAGCCCGCUCGUACCUGCUGUGCCCGAUGAAAUGCCUGCCUUGACCGAGUGGUUUGGCGCCUACGAGCCUUACACGCCUAAAGCCCAUCAUCCCUAUCAGCAUCAGCACCACAACCAGCAGAGUGGGCCCAUGGGUAGCUUCCAGCAGACUGGGCGCAAUAAUCGCGAUCGAGGCGAUCGAGGCGAUCGAGGCGGCUAUCAUUCGCGAGAGGACGGCGCAGCGCAGGGAGGAGUCAUGGGAAUAGGCAUGGGCAUGGGAGAAGGCAAGAUGGACGGCACUGGAUACAUGGGCCGACGGGCGAGGGAUGGAGAGACGCGCGAAGGCAGAUAUCGCAAAACAGACGACUCAGAAGGCGGCGGAGCACAACGCUACGAUCGAGAUCGGCUCGCUCCUUCCACCUCUACCACCAACACCGGCUCCUCCUCGCGCUACCUCACAGGGAAAAAUCCCUUCGGCCAGCUCUCGAGUACGGGAGCCUUCCGUCCAGCAGGGAAGGAUCUGGAGAGCCCCACGAUGGGCAAGUUCGGCCUUGGAGGGCGCAUGGGUCGCGAGCGCGAAGAUCGACCUGGAGGCCGACGUCGCAAAGACGACAUGGCGGGAGCCGAGGAUGAUGCGAGUGGGGCAGACGGGUGGGAAACCGUGCCCCGAUCGCCGGAGACGGAACGCAAGCUUGCCCGACAGGCCGGAACAGGCGCUGGUACGGUUGCGGAUUCCGCGAGUGAUUGGAGGCGGGGUACGGCGGCUGGACCGGCUGGCCUUCCCAGGCGUGGCGAAGGAGCAGCAGGGGGGAUGCGCGCUACAAGGGCAGGAGGGGCUGGCGGGAUGCGCAGUAACGACGAUGGUAUCUCACGCCGUGGUGGAGGGGGCCCCUCCGGCUCCUUCCCCGCUUGGAUGGCAGACGAUGCCGAGCCCAGCUGGAUGGCCGACAACGACCCUUCUCCCUCCACGUCGGCGUCGCAACCCCACGAGCGUAAAGAGCGGGGCAAGCUCAACUUCGACGCCUUCAAGGGAUCGGAGAGUGCUGCGAUGAAUAUUCAUGUGGUGCCGAGGGAGGGCGAGGAUUCUAUUCAGGCGUUCAAAAGGGAGAUGAGAGAGAGGGAACGUAGGGCCAAGGAGAGGGAGGGAGGUGAAGAGCCGAGUGGCGAGGGGUCCAGGGAUUCAGCGACGGUGCAAGCGCAAGGUCCACCACCCGGGUUGAGCAAAGUCGCGCACACCAACAAUGACGAAGCAGAGAAGUCCAAGCCCAUUCCUACCUCGAUGGACGAAAACGACUCCAGACGUGACCGCGACCGGGACGAGGGGCGCACCUCAUCCACCCCUACAACCGGCGCGACUCCUUCCUCUCCCGCAGUUCAGCCCGCCUCGCGAGGAUCAUCUCGCUUCGCCCGCUUCUUCGACGGCGCCGCUGCGACAAACAAGGCGCGGGAGGCGCAGGAAAAGGCCCUUGCCGCCCACACUGCCGCCCAAGCGAAUGCCAGUGGCGGGGCUACUGCUGGUACUGGUGCUCCAUCGUCGUCCUCUGCGGCAGCUUCUUCGGCCGGACUGGAGGCCCUUUUCUGGAAGACGAGCGUGAGUGGCGCAGAGGGAGGGGCCGGAGGAGCGGGACAAGGCAAGGAGCCAAGCGAAGCGGACGUGCAGGGUAUGCAGAAAAUCAUGGCUAUGCUGCGUGGCGGCGGCGGAGGCGCCGGUGGUGGUGGCAACAAUGCAGGGGAGCCAGGAAGUAGCGGUCCAGGGCAGAGGGAAAGGGAGAGGGAAGUCGACGCCAAGUCGGGAGGAUCCCAGCAAGCCGCCGCUGGCUUGAUGGCCAUGCUGUCUUCCUCGCGCGAGGCGGAGCAGCCCCAGCAACAGCAACAGCCUGGGCGCCCCUCUUCCCCUCACCAGCAACGCAGCGGGAGCGGUACGGCUGGCCCACCCCCUCCUCCUCCGGGUCUUCGCCCUCCCACAAAUUCGAACACGAAUGGCGGAGGACGUCACUCCCCUCCAACCCACUUCAACCCAAACGCGCCCCUCCCCCCUCGAGCUCAAAGCCCCGGCGUAGCCUUCAACGAGCAGCAGCAGCAGCAGCAGCAAGGGCGAUCCCCGUACGGCUUGGCCCCGCCACAUGGCCCCCCUCCACCGGGCUUCGCGCCCGGUCCAGGGCCCCCUACGAGUCCAGGCGCGCCCGGUGGUAUGCUACCGCAUUUCGGCAUGGACCCAAGGAUGGACCCACGACUUCGCCCAGGGCCUCCACCCUCUGCCCCACCUGGGUUGAGCCCAGGUCAGCACCACCAACAAGGGCACGGCAACGUCAACGUCAACGGGGCUGGCUAUCCGCCCUCCCACCCUCACGCUCGUGCCCUCCCCCCGCACAUUCAACACCAGCUGAUGGGCCUCCCACCACACGUGCAGCACUCGAUCCUCUCAUCGGGCGGAGCACUCCCUCCUCCUCCUGGUCCACCACCGCCGCCGGGCCACCCUGCGCACCACCAACACUACGGUCCUCCCCCACCCGGGUUCGCGCCUCCGCCUAUGGGGCGAAGUGCUUCUCCUUUUGGCGGAUCGGGAGGAGGGGGAAGGUCUCCUUAUCCCGUGCAACAUGUUGGACCUUACGCGCAGCAACACCAGCAGGGAGGGCACUCACCGUACGCGGGGAAUAGCGGGAGUCCCGGAGCAGGUCCUCCCGGUAUGGGGGCAAUGUUUGGCGGGCAGGGGGGGAGGUAA
Jaminaea rosea is the source of this 2844-nucleotide messenger RNA. RefSeq lists its product as hypothetical. Bases 1 to 2844 code for a protein of 947 amino acids. The transcript has 4 exons. Lineage: Eukaryota; Fungi; Basidiomycota; Exobasidiomycetes; Microstromatales. The record is from RefSeq and is a predicted model, not a curated record.